AUUCCGGACAUUUUGGAAGUUUUCCUGCAGUUUUUCUGCCUGUGACUUCGGCUCAAAGGAGCCGCUCUGCUGCAGGAGAAAUGAAGAGCUCCUACUCCCUCCUGCUCCUGGUGCUGAUGCUCAGCUCUGGUGUGUGUGAGGAGGUGUGUUCCAGAGCUCAAAUCAACAGCUGCAGUGACUGCAUCCGCACUGGACCCUUCUGCGCCUGGUGCCAACAGCUGAACUUCACCAAAGCUGGAGAGCAGGAGGCGGUGCGUUGCGACACUGUGGCCAAACUGAGAACACGAGGAUGUAACGGCGAGGACAUCAUCACCGUCAUCAACCACAGAACUGUCGUCAAGGACCAACCCCUCAGCCAGACGUUUGACCAGAAAGAAAAGGAACCGGUCCAACUCAGACCCCAGGAGAUACGGCUCAAACUCCGGCCUGGGUUGCCGGUCUCGUUCUCGGUGCACUUUAAGCAGGUGCAGGGGUAUCCUGUGGACCUGUACUACCUCAUGGACCUCUCCUUCUCCAUGAACGACGACCUGCAGAACGUCAAGAAGCUCGGAAACCAACUCUUCACCGCCCUGGAGGCCAUCACACAACACGGACGCAUCGGUUUCGGGGCCUUCGUGGAUAAGACCGUUCUCCCGUUCACGAACACAAACCCUCAGAAGCUGCAGAAACCAUGUGACAAUUCGUUGGUGGCGUGCCAGGCGGCGUUCGGGUACCGCCACGUCCUCAGCCUCACCCAGAGCAAGGAGCAGUUUAGGAUCGAGGUCGACAAACAGCACAUCUCUGGAAACCUGGACUCUCCUGAGGGAAGUCUGGACGCCAUGAUGCAGGCCACGGUGUGCGGGGAUCGGAUCGGCUGGAGGAACAGCAGCACGCGGCUCCUCGUCCUCACCACAGACGCUGGAUUCCACAUGGCCGGAGACGGGAAGCUCGCCGGAAUUCUGGAGCCAAACGAUGAACGCUGCCAUCUUCACAACAACCUGUACACCAGCAGCAGCAACACGGACUAUCCCUCCGUGGGACAACUCGCUCUGCAGCUGGAGAAACAAAACAUUCAACCCAUUUUUGCUGUGACCGAUGAAGUUUACGACAUCUACCAGGAGCUGUCAAAGAUGAUUCCCAAAUCUGUGGUGGGACGUCUCUCGGCCGACUCCAGCAACGUGGUCAAACUCAUCACAGACGCCUACAACAGUCUCUCGUCUAAAGUGACCCUGACUCAUGGACCACUGCCUGAAAAUGUCCAGGUGACGUAUUCUCCAAAGUGUGACGACCCCGGACCCAGCGGAGGGAGCACCGGAGUGUGUAAUGGAGUACAGCAGGGGAAAGAGAUCACAUUUGAGGUGCAGGUUGUGUCGUCCUCGUGCCUCUCCUCUCCACAGACCUUCUCCAUCAGCCCUCUGGGGAUCAAAGACUCUCUGACCGUGACUGUGGAGAGCGACUGCGACUGCAAGUGUCAUGACAAACUGCAGGGGGCGCUGCACCCACACUGCAGCUUCCAGGGGACAGUGGAAUGUGGCAUGUGCAGGUGCACCGAGGGCUUCCUGGGGCAGUUCUGUAACUGCUCGUCGGACCGUCGCGCUCAGACUGAGUCCUGUCGCCGUGACAACGGGACGGAGUGCGAGGGGCGGGGCACCUGCGUGUGCGGCCGCUGUCAGUGCCACUCCAAACCCUCUGGAACGUUCUACCAUGGAGCAUUCUGCGAGUGCGACGACGAGCAGUGUGACUACCACCUCAACGAGCUGUGUGCAGGUAAAGGCAAAUGCCACUGCGGCAAGUGCCAGUGCAACCCCGGGUACGAGGGCGACGCGUGUCAGUGCGCCGUGUCCAGAGAGAGCUGCACCCGCAACGGCGCCGAGUGCAACGGGCGCGGCACCUGCAAAUGUAACGCCUGCGAAUGUGACAGCGGGUACCUGCCCCCCCUCUGCCUACUGUGCCCGUCCUGCCCCGACCCCUGCAACGCCAAGCUGAGCUGUGUGGAGUGCCUGGCUUUUGACGUCGGUCCGUUUAAGAAGAACUGCUCGGUGGCCUGCAGUUCAGUGUCUCACCAGAAGGUGCCGCACUUGGGCAACGCGAGACACUGUGAGCUGAAGGACUCAGAGGGCUGCUGGGUCCGGUACCGACUCCAGCAACUGGUGGGACGAGACCGGUACAGCGCCGACGUCCUGGAACAGAGAGACUGCCCUCCGAGCCUCGUGGCCAUCGUGGCGGCGUCCGUGGCGUCCGUGGCUCUCGUGGGCAUUUUGCUCCUCCUCCUCGUGAAGCUGCUCCUCUACAUGAGGGACCUCAAGGAGUUCAGGAGGUUUGAGAACGAGAAGAAGAAGUCCAGAUGGGCUCAGGCUGAUAAUCCUCUGUUUAAAAAUGCCACCACCACCGUCACCAACCCGACCUUCACCGGAGAGUGACAGAUGCCCUCCCCGUGUGUCAGAUGCCCUCCCUCUGUGUGUCAGAUGCCCUCCCCGUGUGUCAGAUGCCCUCCCUCUGUGUGUCAGAUGCCCUCCCCCUGUGUGUCAGAUGCCCUCCCUCUGUGUGUCAGAUGCCCUCCCUCUGUGUGUCAGAUGCCCUCCCUGUGUGUCAGAUGCCCUCCCCCUGUGUGUCAGAUGCCCUCCCUCUGUGUGUCAGAUGCCCUCCCCCUGUGUGUCAGAUGCCCUCCCUCUGUGUGUCAGAUGCCCUCCCCCUGUGUGUCAGAUGCCCUCCCUCUGUGUGUCAGAUGCCCUCCCUCUGUGUGUCAGAUGCCCUCCCUGUGUGUCAGAUGCCCUCCCCCUGUGUGUCAGAUGCCCUCCCUCUGUGUGUCAGAUGCCCUCCCCCUGUGUGUCAGAUGCCCUCCCUCUGUGUGUCAGAUGCCCUCCCUCUGUGUGUCAGAUGCCCUCCCUCUGUGUGUCAGAUGCCCUCCCUCUGUGUGUCAGAUGCCCUCCCUCUGUGUGUCAGAUGCCCUUCCUCUGUGUUUUGAAGUUGUUGGUUUUAUUCUUAAACUUCUUCUGCUCCUCUAAAAAUAC
Molecule: messenger RNA, 2990 nt
Organism: Periophthalmus magnuspinnatus
Lineage: Eukaryota; Metazoa; Chordata; Actinopteri; Gobiiformes; Gobiidae
Gene: itgb2
Product: integrin, beta 2
Exons: 16
Coding region: 81-2399 (772 amino acids)
Biological process (GO): cell migration; cell adhesion mediated by integrin; integrin-mediated signaling pathway
Cellular component (GO): focal adhesion; cell surface; integrin complex
Molecular function (GO): amyloid-beta binding; integrin binding
Source: RefSeq, a predicted model, not a curated record